AUGUUCAACAACGCGAUUACCUUCACAGCCCAUGACCGGCGAUUCGGGGCGAUCAUUGGUUCAUCUCCGACAGCAGAGCUUCUAGUGGAAGAUGAAGACUAUCCGUUUGCUCACGAAGCCGGGGUCUUUUUCCCUGACACCAAUAACCUCUUCGUUACCAGCAACCGUUGUUUUGGUCCGAACGGACAGCAAAAAGUGCAUAUUAAUCGCGUCGAUCUGAAUAAACGGCCAAUCACCUGCGAGGAGAUUGUUACUGAUAUUCCUAUGGGUAACGGAGGCAUCAAUUAUGAUAAGGACCACGUUCUCUUCUGUGCACAAGGGACUAUGACCGAGCCAAGCGGACUGUAUCGGAUGUCUAUAAUGGCGCCAUACAAGCCGGAACUAUUGAAAGGUGAUUUCCACGGCCGAUCGUUCAACUCUGUCAAUGAUGUGGUGGUACACACGGAUGGUUCAAUCUGGUUCACUGAUCCUAUAUAUGGCUCUGAGCAGGGUUACCGCCCUCCACCACGCCUGCCUAACCAGGUAUACCGGUGGUGUCCAAACACCGGGGUUAUCCGCGUAGUGGCUGAUGGGUUCGGGAGACCGAAUGGUAUAUGCUUCUCUCCGGAUGAGCAGGUUGUUUAUAUCACCGAUACAGACCGGGUACAUGGAGACGGUAGCAUCGAUGACCAACGGGUAUCCUCCAUGUUAGUUACAUGCGAUCUUCUUGAAUGCUGGAGAUUGAAUUCAAAGGGCUGA
Molecule: messenger RNA, 738 nt
Organism: Penicillium digitatum Pd1
Lineage: Eukaryota; Fungi; Ascomycota; Eurotiomycetes; Eurotiales; Aspergillaceae
Product: SMP-30/gluconolactonase/LRE family protein
Source: RefSeq, a predicted model, not a curated record